AUGUCUUCAGCCGAAGAAGAGGUUCAUCAUGAUUUAGAAAUUCAAGAAGUUGAUGCUGGCUCUCAGGAAAAGGCUACAAUUCCAGUCAACAAGCUUAAGAAGGGUGGCUACGUUCUCAUCGAAGGCCGUCCAUGCCGUGUUGUCGAUAUCACAAAGUCCAAGACAGGUAAGCACGGACACGCCAAGGCAGGCAUUGCCGGCACAGAUCUUUUCACAGGCCGUCGUUAUGAAACUCACCUUCCAACAUCUCACGAAAUCGAAGUUCCAUUUGUUGACCGUUCCGAUUAUGGUCUCAUUAACAUUGAUGAUGACCACACACAGCUUCUUACCCUUGAUGGCACACUCCGCGAGGAUGUUGAUCUUCCACCAGAGGGCAAUGAAAUGCGCCAGCGUGUUAUUGACCUCUUCAAUCAGUGCGUUAACACCAACGACCAGGUUGUUGUUACAGUUCUUUCAUCCAACGGUGAAAACCUCAUUGUCGACUGCAAGAAGUCUACAAAUUAA
Trichomonas vaginalis G3 is the source of this 504-nucleotide messenger RNA. Its product is annotated as initiation factor 5A. The transcript has a single exon. Bases 1 to 504 code for a protein of 167 amino acids. Gene Ontology annotation, molecular function: translation elongation factor activity; RNA binding; ribosome binding. NCBI's taxonomy places the organism in Eukaryota, Parabasalia, Trichomonadida, Trichomonadidae. The record is from RefSeq and is a predicted model, not a curated record. Gene Ontology annotation, biological process: positive regulation of translational termination; positive regulation of translational elongation.